AUGGACUUUGACGGUCCGAACUUGAGCAUCAUCCUCACCUGCCCCGAGUGCAAGGUGUACCCACCCGAACUCGUGGAGCGGUUUAGCGAGGGUGAUGUAGUGUGCGCGCUCUGUGGUCUUGUGCUCAGCGACAAGGUGGUUGACACGCGGUCCGAGUGGCGUACGUUUUCGAAUGACGACCAGAACGGUGAUGAUCCUUCGCGUGUGGGUGACGCAGGGAACCCUUUGCUUGACGGUGAGAACUUGUCGACGAUGAUCAGCUUUGCCCAGGACAACAGCAGGGCGGGGCGUGAGUUGAACCGCGCUCAGUCGAAGAAUCUCGCGGACAAGAAGGACCAUGCGUUGCAGGCAGCGUUUGCGAAGAUUUCGCAGAUGUGCGACGGGUACCAGCUCCCGAAGAUCGUGCAAGAUGGUGCUAAGGAAGUGUACAAACUCGUCAGGGAGGAGAGACCGCUUAAAGGUAAGUCGCAGGAGUCGAUCAUGGCGGCUGCUAUUUUCAUUGGGUGUCGUAAGGCAAAUGUAGCCAGAACGUUCAAGGAGAUCUGGGCGUUGACGAAUGUGCCCAGAAAGGAGAUCGGGAAGGUAUUCAAGAUCAUGAACAAGGUCAUCAAUGAGAAGAAGCUCACCAAUCCGUUGUUGUUUACCAACGCGACGGAGCGGAUUUCACAGAACCAGACGUCCGCGGAGGAUUUAAUCCGCCGGUUCUGCUCGCAUUUGGGGUUGUCACCGCAGGUGACCAACGCCGCCGAGCAUUUGGCGCGUUCUGACAAGGACGUCGGGGUGUUAUCGGGGAGAUCACCUAUCACCAUUGCCGCAAGUAUCAUCUAUAUGGCAGUGGUGCUUUUCGGUGCUAACUUACCGGUUGCGAAGAUUGCAGAGAAGACCGGUGUAAGUGACUCGACGAUUAAGACAUCGUUCAAGUACUUGUGGGAGGCGAGAGAGAGGUUGGUCGAUCCGCACUGGGUAGAGAGUGGGAAGGUUAAGCUUGAAGAGACUCCGAAGAGCUAA
This is a messenger RNA of Babjeviella inositovora NRRL Y-12698, 1008 nucleotides long. RefSeq names its product transcription factor TFIIB (gene SUA71). NCBI's taxonomy places the organism in Eukaryota, Fungi, Ascomycota, Pichiomycetes, Serinales. Gene Ontology annotation, cellular component: transcription preinitiation complex; nucleus. Gene Ontology annotation, biological process: transcription preinitiation complex assembly; transcription initiation at RNA polymerase II promoter. The transcript has a single exon. Gene Ontology annotation, molecular function: TBP-class protein binding; RNA polymerase II general transcription initiation factor activity. Bases 1 to 1008 code for a protein of 335 amino acids. The record is from RefSeq and is a predicted model, not a curated record.